Pteronotus mesoamericanus is the source of this 1152-nucleotide messenger RNA. RefSeq names its product pepsin F-like. Gene Ontology annotation, molecular function: aspartic-type endopeptidase activity. The coding region runs from base 1 to 1152 and encodes 383 amino acids. NCBI's taxonomy places the organism in Eukaryota, Metazoa, Chordata, Mammalia, Chiroptera, Mormoopidae. The record is from RefSeq and is a predicted model, not a curated record. Gene Ontology annotation, biological process: proteolysis. The transcript is spliced from 9 exons.
AUGAAGUGGAUCGGGUUCCUCAGCCUGGUGGCCCUCUCAGAGUGCUUGGUCACAAUCCCUCUAACGAAGAUCAAGUCCAUGCGAGAAAGCCUCAGGGAAAAAGACCUGCUGAAAGAUUACCUGGAGGAGCAUCCUUACAGCCAGGCUUACAGGUUUAUUCAGAAACAGCCGGGAGUAACUUAUGAAUCCAUGAGGAACUACCUGGAUCUGUAUUACGUCGGCACUGUCAGCAUUGGAACGCCCCCUCAGGAAUUCAAGGUCAUCUUUGACACAGGCUCCGCUGACUUGUGGGUGCCCUCCAUCUACUGCUUCAGUCGUGCCUGUGUUAGACACACAGCCUUCAACCCGCAGAAGUCCUCCACCUUCCAGGGCACCAACCGGUCCUUCACGCUGCACUACGGCUCCGGGAGUAUGACCGGAUUGCUCGGCUACGACACUGUUAAGAUCGGGAGCCUUGUCGACCAAUCCCAGGCAUUUGGCCUGAGCAAGACAGAGAUCAGCAAGACCUUGGAAUAUGGGGCUUUUGAUGGCAUCCUGGGCCUGAGCUACCCCAACAUUGCGCUCUCUGGUACCACUCCCGUCUUCGACAACUUGUGGGCACAAGGCGCCAUUCCUCAGAAUCUUUUUGCCUUCUACCUGAGCAGCAACGAGAAGAAGGGCAGCGUGGCGAUGUUUGGCGGCGUGGACAGCUCCUACUACAAGGGGGAGCUCAAGUGGGUGCCAGUGAGCAAACAGGGCUUCUGGCAGAUCACUGUGGACAGCAUCUCCAUGAAUGGGAGGGUUAUUGCUUGCGAAGGCGGCUGCGAGGCCAUUGCUGAUACCGGGACCUCAUUGCUGAUUGGCCCAAAUUACGAUAUCUUCGACAUUCUGAAGACCAUCAACGCCCAGAUCACCAACACUGGCGAGUACGUGGUCAACUGUAAUGCCAUCAACACCCUGCCUGACAUCGUCUUCACCAUCAAUGGCUUCAGGUACCCGGUGCCAGCCACUGCCUACAUCCGGAAGGGUCUCUUUGACACCUGUUACAGCAACUUUGAUGACACCUUAAACCACUCUACUCUCUGGAUCCUGGGUGACAUCUUCCUGAGGCUGUAUUUCACCGUUUUCGAUCGGGGAAACGACAGGAUUGGCCUGGCUCCUGCAGCGGCAUGA